UAAAAAAAAAACUAAUUUCUGGGGAGUUUUCCAUUUUGUCCAGUUCUUCUUUCGUUUUGAGAAUACUGCUUUUAGGCAGAAUUGUUAUACUGCACUUACAUGCUCUGAUCAAUGGGGGGAACUCUAGCAAAAAAAUAAAUGUAUGUGUGUCAUGAGAUGCCACUACCAGCAAUAAGAAGGUCUAUUAAGUAUGUUUGCAUAUGUGAAACACCCACAAGGCGGUGAUAGGUCAAGUUCUGGAUCUUAAGAGUAAAGAAAGGCAAGAGCAGUGUGUUAGUAGUACAUGAAAUGUUGGAUGUUUGUGGUUUGUACUCGUAGUCCAUAUAUUUACUGUGCAAGACUUGGAUAGUUACCUUAUUUUAUUAAUGAGCAAAUCUGUCCUGGAUGUACAGUUUGGGUCAUCCUGCAUUUACAUUGUUUUAUUGUAUUUUUAGCUUAAUCUACCAGCAUUUAAUCUCAUUGCAGAUUAAUUUUUCUCCAAAUCUGUUUUGCUAGCUUUUUUCACCCUUACAGACUUGGCAACCGUCAGUCUUUAGAACGACUCCUUUGUGAACUUGAGAAAAAAAAAGGGUGAGUUUGCAUUUUUUGCAUUUUAUUGUUACACAUGUUUUAAAAACAUGCAGUUGAUUCUUGGUUAUUUUAAGGUUACUUUGUGGUUAAGAGUAAUGUGUAGGAGAUGACACAACAAUGAAUGGACAACACAAACAAGGCAACAAACAGUACUACAGUGUAAAACUACAAUGUAAGCCUUGUUAUUUUUCCCCAAGAGCAUUCCUCAGACUCUGAAAGAUGCAAAUGCAGCAGUGAAUUAUAGACUCUGUAUGCUCGCUAGUCUCUAUGACUGAUAAACUAAUUUGUUCUAUCUUCCCCUUUAAAAUGAAUCAUUAACGCAAAUGUGACGACAAUUAAAGUGGGUGGACAUUGACUGCACUUCAACACGUGACCUGUUUCCACUUCUCCACUUCUGCUGAAAGCAGACAGUUGCUGCUUUCUUUGCCAAGAUCUUCAGAGAUAUGUCAACUCAGGGACAGUCCAGUUCUGUUUCUUAAUAAUACCACAACUAAAAUGUCUUGCAAGCAGCAAAGUCAGCAAGAUGAGCCACAUGGAGUUGACCUGGACUGCAUUCAGUUUUCCUGUUCAGUGUGUUUGGAUCUUCUGAAAGAACCCGUCACCAUUUAUUGUGGACACAGUUAUUGUAAAAGCUGCAUUGAGCAUUGCUGGGAUGGAGAGGAGGAGAAGGGUGAAUACAGCUGUCCUCAGUGCAGGGAGACAUUCAGCCAUCGGCCUGUUCUCAGGAGGAACAACAUGCUGGCUGAGGUUGUGAAUAAGCUAAAGAGCACAAAGUCAACAUGUCCUUCUCUGGUCUAUGCCAGCCCAACAGAUGUUGCCUGUGACUUUUGCUGUGGGAUCAGAAUCAAAGCCACCAUGUCAUGUUUGACCUGCUUGGCAUCUUACUGUCCCACUCACCUCGAGCCUCACUACAGUGUUGCUGUGUUGAAGAAGCACGAGCUGGUGGCAGCUACAGUGUCAAUACAGGAGAAAAUGUGCACCAAGCACAGCAAGUUAAAGGAGCUCUACUGUGAGCAAGAUGAGCAGCUUGUUUGCUCUUUGUGCAUAGUGGAUGAGCACAAGGGCCACGGAUGUGUUUCCGCUUCAGCACUCAAGGAUAAGGCAAAGAAUCAGCUGGCUUUAAAUCAAAGGAAAAUCCAGGACAAAGUCGAAAAGAAAGAGAAGAAGCUGAAAGAACUGAGCCAAGCCAAGGAGAGUCUCGAGAGUUCUGCUCUGAUUUCCCUGAACGACUGUGACAAGAUCUUCGAUGAGCUCAUCUCUUCCAUGCAAAGAAAACAGAGUGAGGUGAAGCAGCUGAUUAAAGCCCAAGAAAAAACUGCCACCGCUCAGGUGGAGGACCACCAGUCUCAGUUGAAGGAGGAGAUUACAAAGCUGAAGAGAACAUACGCUGAACUGGAAAAAGCUUCGGAUGCAGAUGACCUCAUAUAUCUGAUGCAGCAUCUCUCCACUUCCUGGGAUUCUCCAGAUGGCUCACCUGGAGCUCCUCCUCAACGCUCCUUUAAAGACAUAAGCAAGUGUUUGUCUGAGCUCAAAGAUAAACUGGAAAUGUCACUGAAAGAAACAUGGCCCAGGAUCUCAGCCACAGGUAACAGUUGGAAAUGUAAAAAGAAAAAAGAAAGCGUUGUGGAUGAGUUGCUUCAUAGAUACCCAGUGCUGUUUUUUUUAAUAACUCCAGUUUGUUUCUUCACAGUUUCAUAUGUUGACUUCUCACUACCUCCAGCCCCCAGCAGCAGAGAAGAGCUUUUACGUUAUGUUUAUCCCCUCACACUGGAUGGGACCUCAAACUAUCAUUAUCUCCACCUGAUAUGCGAGAAUCGCAGGAUGAGGCCUUCACCCGGCCAGGCUUCAGCGCAUCUGGACAGGUUCACUAAAUUUCCCCAGGUGCUGUGCAGAGAGGGUUUGGUAGACCGGUGUUACUGGGAAGUAGAGGGACAUGCUCGCACUCUGUCUGUAGCAGUGGCUUAUAAAAACAUCAGCCGGACAUCAGAUGAGUCACAGUUUGGCAAAAAUGACAAGUCCUGGAGUUUAGAUUGCACAGCAGAUGGCUUUUUAUUCUGUCACAAUAAUGUAGAAACCAAGGUGCCCGGCUCUGGUCUCUGCAAGAUUGGAGUCUUCCUGGAUUAUAAAGCAGGUACUCUGUGUUUUUAUCGUGUCUCUGACCCAAUGAUUCUAAUCCAUCAAGUCCAGACUGCAUUCAUCCAACCUCUUUAUCCUGGGGUUGGGAUAAAUUAUGAAUGGUAUGAUACUGGAGUAUUUGCACAGCUGGUUAAGUUAUGGUAAAUCUUUUCGAAGUGAUAGAGAUGUUAAAUAUUUUAAGACCCCAUCUCUAAAGGAUUUUGUCGUCCAUCGCAAAAGUGUAGCACACAGAAGUGGGAAGUAUAAAAAUACAAAUUCUUCGUUACUAUACUUAAGUAGAAUAUUCAGGUAUCUGUACUUGAGUAGUAGAGAUACCUGUACUUGAGCUUCAACCUUUUUUAAACAAAUAUUUCUAGUGUAAUUUCUAGUCUUAUACUCAGGGAUUAAAGCCGGAACGAGUGCAGGUCCUCGUAAAUUGUGGCUGUGGUACCUCAGCAUAUAGUUAGUGCUACUGAAAAGCAGCAAAUAUAAUGAAAGUAUUUUUUUAAGUGGUAGGUAAUUUCAAAUGCAACAUUUCUAUUAGCUCAACAAGCGUCGGCAAAACACACACAAACUGUUUUAGUUUAGUGUGUUAACCCUAAAGGUUCAGCUGCUGUAUCUCACAGUGUGACAAAGUGGGUUAACAGUUGGAAUACUCAUUACUUGUCUCAUAAGUAUUAACUUUUUACACAUUAAGCACAUUAUUCUCCACACGUUAGUGAUGGCCAUAUGGCACAGAUUCAAGUGGCUCUGCAUAUUUUUGGCUGCCAGAUGGCACCAGAUAGGACUGUGUUGAAAAGCUCCUAGUGUUGAAUCACGUUUUGAUAAAAGCUUCAGUUUUUUUGUUUUGUUUUGUUUUGUUUUAAAUAAAUAAACAAAUAAAUGCCAGUCUAGAGUUUCUGGACUUCAAAGGGGUGAUGAUGUCAUGUCUGAUGUACCCAGGCUAAACCAACAGGUGCAGCAUUAUGUUUUCUUUUGUCUGUUUUCAGGUAACGAAGUGAUUUUUCAAGACUAUCUUUAACUUUAACAGAGCCAUUUAGCUGUAUUUAUUCUAUUCAAUUCAAUUUCAUUUAAAUAGCACCAAAUCACAACAAAAGUCGCCUCAAGGUGCUUUAUAUUGUACAGUAGAUCCUACAAUAAUAGAUACAGAGAAAAACCCAACAAUCAAAUGGCCCCUAUAUGAGCAAGCACUUUUGUGACAGUGGGAAGGAAAAACUCCCUUAUAAACAACUGAAUCAGGUACUGAGCCUGUGAUAUACUGAAUGAAGGUUCAGACGUCACUGAUCAUGUGGCUCUCGCCAAACGAACCAAGCCUCGACACAGUGCUUCUGAAGGAGUGUGUUGUUUUUUUGGACACAUGCGCUUCAACUUCAAAUGGACCAUCACUACUGCAAACCCAAAAUGUCUGCUGAUUCUUCUUAUUUACCCCCUUCUUUGACACUUGAGCCAGACUACUUCCCACACAAGGAGAGAAAAGAGUGUGAGAGAACUUUACUCAGAGAUAGAGAAAGAUGUAACAAAAGAAAGGACAGGAAAGGAAGCCGAGAGCUUAGAUUUAAAUGUAAGGAGUGCUCAUUCAUGCUUGAUAAACUGCAGACUUAAAGAUUACAUGUCAUGUUGUCAUUUGUAAUCAUAUACUGGAUCUGUAUGUGACAUGUGUUUAACCCUAAAAGAUCUUUGGGUUUCCCCACCUGCUGAAUCGCACUUUAACCCUGGACUGUACAAGUUUUGUGAUUAGAUGUGGAGGUAUAAAUCAGCCUCUACAAUGCAGACAACAGAAUCUUUUUGUUUCUUUUACUGCUUGGUUCCCACAUAACAGCUUCACUCUGACCACAUUCAUUAGAAGUACAAUCCAGAUUUAAAUAACAUUUGUAUUCUUGUAUACUAAAGUUGUUUUGUUUUUAUAUUAAUAUAGCACAAGUUUCACAUACAUGUGCUUAAAAACAAAUGGUAAAAAUACUUUUAAGGAGCUAAUUUUUUUUUUACUUGGAGUAAGAGGCUGUUUUUUUCACUUUCACUUUUUACUUAAGUUGACACAUGUAUCUCUGUCUCUAAAGUUUUAACUUUUUAAAGUUAAAGAAAAAAUCUGCACAUAAGCGGCUUCUGUGGGGACCCCUUUCCCUUCUUGAGACAUAUCUCUCUUUUGAUUUUCUUUUUUCUCUUUUGAAUUUGAUUUAAAACAGGAACUAUAUUCUCCUCAUAAUGGUGGCCAGUAAUGAACUGUUCAUGUUCCACCUUCAAUAAAAAUCAAAUGAGCUCACCUUAGGCACAUCUAGGCAACAUUGGGGAGGGAGCUGCUGCUGCUUCGCUCUCUCUGACUGUAUCUGAAAUUAAUAGCCAUACAUCUAUUUGGAUAGACAUAGUGUCACAGCUAUCACUGGCUUGCUGUCUUUAACAGCUGCCGAUAGCUAAACUAUUCUUAAUCUGUUAAUUGUAUUCUGUUCACUUUUCUUUUGAAAAAAAAAAUAUUAUACCUGACUGCUCCCAGUUUGCUUUUUUGUUGGUCAUUUUCAUAUCUAUAAUUUGCCUGAGAACUUGCCUUGAUUGGCAGCUGUAGCCAAUCAAAAUAACUCUAAGAGUGCAUUGAUGAUUUAUCUACAAGGUCACAAAAGAAUCUAGAACAACAUCUAAAGAAUAGCAGGCGUCACAUUUCUUACUGAAGGUCAGGGUUAAUGAUUAAACAACAACAAGGAGAUCAAAUAACCAUCCUCUGUCCUUUUGAACAAUACUUUUUAAAAACACUAACUGGAAAUGCUCUUGGCUUUUACAUAGAAAGUUCCUUCUGAUCAAACCAGUACUGGAGGUGACAUUUUUGUUAUUAUUAUUAUCUUUUUUAUUAUUAUUAAUAAUAACUGUUAUCCUGUGUAUAUAUAUAUAUAUUCUUGAACCAAAAAUACAAACUGGAAUUGGAUGACUUUUGCACUGUAUGCAUUACAUAAUGAAACAGUGAUUCAUCUUUUGAGGAACUGCACCCACACAAAAUCUCCUGGACUGAUAGGAUGACCUUUGGUUCAUGAAAAUGUAUUGCCAUGUCAGUGCAAUGCAGUGUGCAUUUUCCCCCGUUAUGGAAAAUGUCUCAUUCAUACGAUGGCAUUUUCACAACAAGGACUAAAGUUUAGCGCAUUUUUAGUCUUUAUACAAAUAGCAUGAAAGUUAGAUGUAAUCUCAAAGUAAAGGUGUCUCUGGCAUUGCUUGUGCUCUUGGUUUAUGUUAAAUUGGGUAAACUGUCUAUUCUAAAUUCCUGUUUCAAUUGAUUCUCACUUCCUGAUUUUUUUUAACGUAAUUAAAUUUUUGACUUUCUUUGCAGUUUCUCUGUAGGGAACACCUACAUUUUUAAAUAUUAUAAAGGUCUGUCUCUCUUCAAUUGUUAAUUGUACAAAUUUGUCCUGUAAAAAGAUGCUGAUGAACCUGAAAAAAAAUAAUUCUAACAGUCCAGGACAUUCUUGUUUGGGUGCAAUUCCUGAAAGAUGAAUGACUGUUUCACAAUGAAUUUUAUGAAGCGAAUCUAAGAUAAGAUAAGAUAAAAAAAAAUCUGAGGGUGAUCCGAGCAAGCAGGAGGACAGGCAGGUUGCAGACGCUGAUGCUGGAUCGUAACCACUGAGGGGUGAUUGACGGACAGGCGUGGAGCAUCCGUCAGUGCAGGGUUAAACGGUCCUCCAGGUAAUUGUCCAGAAUGGAAAACAGGUGUGCAGGUGAUGGCCCAGCCCGGGGGUGUGGCCACCAGGGCAUCACACACACUCCUCAGACACAGGGCCACGGACCAUGACAGUUCAAUUACAUGUUUUUUAGCUGAGUCUACAUACAAUGCCACAGAUGGGAUACAAUUUGAGAUGCAUCAAAUAAUAUGACUCAGCUGGGACUUAGCUGAAGACUUGGCAUAUCUUAUGGUGUGCAGUUUGUCCUUAAAUAUAAAAAUAUGACACAAUGCCAUUAUUUAACACGUGCUGUUUGCUGAAGCUUCACAAGAAAUGGUUUAAUGGAAGUAUGGCAGUCAAGAAGCUAAACAUAAGGUAAACAGGGAGAAAAAAAAAGUUAUUCCGAAUUACCAACAGUAUCCAAUACCAUCUAGAAAUUAAGAUUGGCAACAACUUAAUUUUUCAACAUGUUGUUGAUCCCAAACAUAUUGUCAAUGCAGUGAAAGCACACCUGGAAAGAAAUAAAACAUGCUGAAAUACUAUUGAACUGCAUAAUUAAUACAAAUUUAGUCUCGGACAUGAGUUUGGUUCAGGGAUGACUGAGCACAUUAAAAAAAUGCAUUCCACUACUAAAGCAAAAGCACAUCAAUGACUCCCUAAAUCGGUUGCUCACAAAUUACAUGGAAGAAAUGGUCACAGCUGUUUCCUGAUCCACAGCUUGAAGGGAAAAAAGGUAUACAACAAAAUUCUAGUGUUUGUCACAGAAGAUGGUACUUGUCUCCGGAAGCGAACAAUAAUUAUAUGUUACUAAAGAAAGAUUAAUAUACAUGAAGAUAACAACAAAUAAAAGUGAAAAUAGUUACAGUGCAAUAGAAACACUUCAUGUUACUAAAGUGAUUUAAUAAUAAAGAAUAACUUUAAAAUUAAUCCUAGAAACAAUAAUGUGAUUCUUUGUCGGAGUUGUGUCUCUGUGUUCAGUCUGUGGAUUUCCUGUUUUAUUUUGAAGGUUCAUGUCUUAUGCCAUUGUUUCCAGUUUCGCUUCCUGUCUCAUUAGGUCUAAUUUCUCCCGGCUGUGUUCCCACCUCUUCCUCAUUCCCUCAUGAUCCUGCCUGUGUCUUUAUAGUGUGUGUCCUCCAGUGUUCAGCGUUGCGUCUUACCCUUAAUGAGCUGUGUGUUUUGCUUCCGUGCUCCCUCGUUUUCAGGUUUUUUUAAUGUUUUGUUAUUAGCCUUAUGUUUUCAGUUUAGGUUUGUUCUUGUGAGUUUAUGUUUGGAGUUUCUGCCACAGCACAAUAAAGCUGCCUCUCUUCGUUCACUGUGAGUCCAGUGUUUGGGUCCUCUUCUCCUGUCUGCGCACAGCACACCAUGACAGCAGCACUAUCAGUCACCGAUUUUCCUCUUCAGUGCUUGUAUCUGAAAUUGUUUAAGCAGCGCAGCAUCAUCUUGAGAAAUCCCUCCGAAAAAUAAGGCUAGACUAGUAUUUUAAAACACCUGCCUUGAAGGUUUUUAAAUUUUUCGGACGUUCGUGAUGAAACUAUUGAAAUUAGGGUCAAACAAUGUUUAUUAAUUCCAACAAAAGAUAUAUGAACCCUCGAUUUUUCCUCUCAAAUAUAUGAUGGUCAGGACGCAAGGGCAAUGGGACAUGUUUUUUCUGCUAUGUGGAAAAUAAAGUGUUAGUAAUGUAAUGUCAAAUGUGCAAAUUAAAGUCCUCAAAAAACAAUUCAACCUAGGGAAAUAUUAGACACACGAGCAGCACAUAAUUCAUAUUUUGGACUAAGAGGAAUCUUUGGUAAGGAUUUGUUCAAUUCAUUUCAAUUUUAUUUAUAUAGCACCAAAUUACAGCAACAGUUGCUUUAUAUUGAUAUCUCAUUUUAGAUUAGGUCCCGAUAUACAUCUACCUUUUUCUUGCUUGUGGUUGUAACAAAUCAUUUUUGACAAGGGCACAAUGACCUUAUGAAAAUGUUGAUUGCACAAGAAAUCAAAGCAGGGUCAACUAUAGCAUUGGACUGCCACAAUGAAGGCCAUGCUGCCAAAAUUUUGUUUCAAUUUUAAAACACUGAGGCAGCUCUUAAUCACAAAGUCAGUAGUGUAUGCAAGAAAAUGUUGUAUAUUUAUGAAUUACAGGCAAGGAAAGAAUACAAAAUGGUUAAUAGCUUCAAUUUUGAUUGAAGCUGGAAACACUGCUAGCUCAUGAGGUCCCAACAAUUCUGAAAAACUGUAGGGUGAUUCAGGUUGGUCAGGUAUUACUCAUGUUAAACUUAAAUAAAAUAAAAAUAAUCAUUCAUUUAUGUUUAUAUUUUAAAUGUUGGCGAGAAACAUGACUA
This is a messenger RNA of Haplochromis burtoni (Burton's mouthbrooder), 8641 nucleotides long. RefSeq names its product E3 ubiquitin/ISG15 ligase TRIM25. The coding region runs from base 1066 to 2850 and encodes 594 amino acids. NCBI's taxonomy places the organism in Eukaryota, Metazoa, Chordata, Actinopteri, Cichliformes, Cichlidae. The record is from RefSeq and is a predicted model, not a curated record. Gene Ontology annotation, molecular function: zinc ion binding; protein binding. The transcript has 6 exons.